Molecule: messenger RNA, 762 nt
Organism: Cannabis sativa
Lineage: Eukaryota; Viridiplantae; Streptophyta; Magnoliopsida; Rosales; Cannabaceae
Exons: 2
Coding region: 108-491 (127 amino acids)
Source: RefSeq, a predicted model, not a curated record
UUGCUCACAAAAAACAUAUAAAACCCAACUCAUUUCUAUUUUCCUCUGACAUACAAAUUUUAAGAAUAAUAAACCCAACUCAUUUCUAGUCAAUAAUAAUAAUAAAAAUGAUGAAACACAUUGCUACAUUUCUAGUUCUCAUCGUGGUUCUCCUCUCCUCUACAUCUAAAGCAACGAGUAGUGGUGAUGACAACAGCCACAAGGCGUGGAACCUAUGCAAAGGAAAGAAGAUUCACAACGCACCGUUUUACUGUAAACAACCAGAGUGCAGCCAGCUAUGUGGAGACAUUCAUCCAAGCAUAAGAGGUUUCGGAAGCUGUAGAAAUGAAGUUUGCCAGUGUCUCUUCUUUUGCCCUGCUAACAAAAACUUAAGGAAAGACUUCAUCAAGGCUAAUAAACUAUCCAACAUCACAAAACUACCUAAGAUGUCUUCAUCAUCAUCAUCAUCUUCUUCCUCUUCGCCUACUUCUAAACAUAUUAAGAAGCCUUGAAAUUGACUUUGCUAUAUCUAAGAUAAUAGUAGUAGAGUUAUUAAGCUAGCUAUAUAUAGUUCUAGGAGAUAUAUAAUUAAAGAUAUAAUAAGACUUUUCUUUUUCCUUAGAGAAAAUGAUGGAACUACUAUACUGUGAUAUUAAUGUGUUGAAGUUAGGUAGCUAGUAUUUUGAACUUUUCUCAGCAUAUAAUUACCACUCAAUAACAACGUAACUAAGGAAUAUUGUCACAUUUGCAUUUAUAUACAUAUAUAUAUUUUCUUGUGGUGAA